AUGACUAUCAGAGCGGCCAGAUUUGAGCCCAAAGUGCUCCUCGAAGCUCCACGUCGAUCGCAAGGCAAUCCGAAUUCCAACGCAUCCAAAGUACUAUACAGUGUCUCAACUUACAGUUUCUCCGAGCAUGACAAAAAGUCGGAAAUUCGAAUCCUAGAUGUCGAAACUCAACAAAGCAGCCUAGUCACAGAUGACAAGGGGUCAAGCGAAGCCAAUUGGUUAGAUGACGAUACGAUUGUACUUUUGAAAUCCAACGAGGACGGGACUACUAGUGUUGUCAUUGGCGAUGCUGGGAAUUUCGAGAGCAGCAAGCACAUUGCCGGUAGUAUUGAAGGCCCAGUCGGCGACCUCAAGAUCCUCCCUCUCAGCCACCACGAAUAUGGCUUUAUUGUUUCCGGCAAAGCCAAGCCAGACGGCACACUGUAUAAUCCAUCGAAGGCGGAGAAGCCUCCGUCUUCGGGGAAGCUCUACAAAUCGGGAUUCGUGCGCCAUUGGGAUCAUUUCAUUACUGAGAACCGCAAUGCAUUAUGGCUGGGCAAGCUCUCUGAGAAUAAGGGCAAGUUGCAGGUUUCUGAUCUAACAAACGCACUCAAAGGCUCAAAGUUGGAGAGCCCAAUCGAGCCAUUUGGCGGCAAAGAUCAUUUCGACAUAUCAAAGCAUGGACUGGUGUUUACUUCCAAGGAUCCUGAUCUCAAUCCAGCUACGCACACCAAAACGAAUAUCUAUGUAGCAGCAUCGCAAAAAUUCUGGGACGAGCUGGGUGCCAAGACAGACAUGAAGAUUGAGAAGGUGACUGUCGAUGGCUUCGAAGGCGCAAGUACUAGUCCUUCUUGGUCGAACUCGGGAAACAUGAUUGCGUUUCUCUCCAUGAGGACUGAUGGGUACGAGUCAGAUAAGAACCAAGCGUUUAUUAUGCAUGAUUGGCAGAAGCCGUCGCAGCUGAUUCCGCUUUACGCUUCUGAAGAUGGCAAAGGGAAAUGGGACCGAAGCCCUCAAUCGAUUGCAUGGAGUCCGGACGACUGGACUCUCUACUUCACUGCUGAAGAACACGGACGCGGAAAUCUCUACUCAGCUGGGCCUCCGAAACCUGGCGAUGACAAGGAGAAACUACCCUCAUUGCUUGUCAAAGGCGGUAGUAUCACCGCAGUGCAAGUGCUCAAGAAUGGCGAUAUUUUUCUCACCUCUACCAGCUUGAUUGAGAACAGUCUCUACUCGCUAGUUCCUCUUACUGAGCGUUCCUGCGCCACAGACACAUACACUCUGCCCAUCGAUGAUCGACCAUACGAUUCGAAGCCAGACAAUCUAACAACGAAAUACAUCUCUUCCAACACGCGUUCAGGAUCGAUGUUCGGACUCGCACGCCGCCAAAUUGACGAGAUUCAUUGGUCUGGCGCAGCAAAAGACACCUCAGUACACGCCUGGGUAAUCAAGCCCAGCAAUUUCUCCUCCGAUAAAACAUAUCCACUUGCCUACCUUAUCCAUGGGGGUCCGCAAGGUGCCUGGACAGAUGGUUGGAGCACGCGCUGGAAUCCCGCAGUAUUUGCGGAACAAGGCUACGUUGUCAUCUGUCCAAAUCCCACUGGGAGUACCGGCUACGGGCAAGACUUUGUCGAUGCUAUCAAGGGCCAAUGGGGUGGCCUACCUUAUGAAGACUUGGUGCUAGGCUUCGAUUACAUUGAAAAAAACCUGGCCUAUGUCGACACCAAGCGUGCUGUUGCCCUUGGUGCAUCUUAUGGUGGCUACAUGAUGAACUGGAUCCAAGGCCACCCCUUUGGUCGAAAGUUCAAAGCCCUCGUUACGCACGACGGCGUCUUUAGUAUGACGGGCCAGAUGGCUGGUGAGGAGCUCUACUUUCCCUUCCAUGAUCUCGAGGGCAACCUAUGGGAGAACCCUGAGGGCUGGGCAAAGUGGGACCCAGCACGAUUCGUUCAGCACUGGGACACGCCGCAUUUGAUCAUUCAUAGCGAUCUGGACUACAGGCUAACGAUAAGUGAGGGACUGGCUGCAUUCAACGUGUUGCAGACGAGAGGUGUAGAGAGCCAGUUCCUAACAUUUCCUGAUGAGAAUCACUGGGUACUCAAACCAGAGAAUUCACUUAUGUGGCAUGAGGUUGUGUUGGAUUGGAUCAAUGAGCAUGUGGGACUGGAGAAAUACACGGAAAGUCGGAAGAACGAGUGA
Molecule: messenger RNA, 2178 nt
Organism: Plenodomus lingam JN3
Lineage: Eukaryota; Fungi; Ascomycota; Dothideomycetes; Pleosporales; Leptosphaeriaceae
Biological process (GO): proteolysis
Molecular function (GO): serine-type endopeptidase activity
Source: RefSeq, a predicted model, not a curated record